UGGUUUUUUGGACAGAACAUUGGGAGCACAAAUAUCAUUCUUGUGUAAAAUUAAAAAAAAAAAAACAGAGCAGGGAAGUCUGAAAGAAUGGAGAAAGUGAUGAACCUGAUAAAGCCGAAGCCUGAUCCGAAGCAAAUCUUACGUGAUUGGCAACGCAAGCUUCGUCAAGAGUGCCGUAACAUCGAACGCCAAAUCCGAGAUAUACAGAAAGAAGAGAGAACGGUUCAGAAAGCUAUUAAAGAAGCUGCUAAGCGGAACGAUAUGGUCUCAGCAAAGGCGCUUGCUAAGGAGGUUGUGAGUGCGAGAAGAACAGUUAACCGUUUAUAUGAAAACAAGGCCCAGAUGAAUUCCAUAUCAAUGCACCUCGGAGAAAGUGUUGCUGUUGCUCGGACCGUUGGGCAUCUGUCCAAGAGCGCAGAGGUUAUGAAGCUUGUCAAUAACCUCAUGAAGGCUCCUCAAAUGGCUGCAACUAUGCAGGAGUUCAGCAAAGAGAUGACUAAGGCUGGAGUUAUUGAGGAGUUUGUGAACGAGGCCAUUGACAAUGCACUAGAUUCAGAGGAUAUGGAGGAAGAGAUCGACGAAGAGGUUGAUAAAGUGUUGACUGCUAUCGCUGGAGAAACCGCUGCUGAGCUUCCAGAAGCUGUCAGGAAGGAAAGGAUAAAGGUGCCUGCACAGAAGGCGAGCACUUCCCGCGAGGAAGAGGCAAUUGCAGAAGGUGUUGAUGAUGAGGAAGAACUGGAGGAGAUUCGAGCUCGCCUCGCUAAAGUUAGAUCCUAACUUGAUUCCAGUGACUCUUUUUUACACACGAUUUUUAUUGAUCCAAGGAACUCUUGAAGGUGAUGAGAGAGAACAUAAGGAGAUUGAUGUGUAUUGUAUAAUAUAAUUGAAUUGCCUUAUAACAUUGUAAUCAUAAGCUGUCUUUUGGUAACAAAGUUUUCUUUUACA
Molecule: messenger RNA, 945 nt
Organism: Brassica oleracea var. oleracea
Lineage: Eukaryota; Viridiplantae; Streptophyta; Magnoliopsida; Brassicales; Brassicaceae
Product: vacuolar protein sorting-associated protein 24 homolog 1
Exons: 6
Coding region: 88-777 (229 amino acids)
Biological process (GO): protein transport; endosome transport via multivesicular body sorting pathway; late endosome to vacuole transport
Cellular component (GO): multivesicular body; ESCRT III complex
Source: RefSeq, a predicted model, not a curated record